UAAAUUCAACUAAUAAAGCAUCAUGAUAUCUGCAGUAGCAGCCCCAAAUCCACCCGAAGCUACAGAAAAAAAAGGGUAGAAAAUAAAUUCACUCCAAAAAGAAAUUAAAAAUAAUCCCAAAAGAAAACUAAAAACGUUUUUGGGAUUGCAGCUUUUUAAAACUUGGAGAGAAGCUGGUCAGACAAGUACCUAGGAAUCUUGAGUUGUUCUCAAGUGUUUCUGGGAAGUGGUUGGACUCAACAAGAUGUCUCAAACCAACUGGGAAGCUGAUAAAAUGUUAGAUGUUUAUAUCCAUGAUUAUUUAGUAAAGAGGGAUUUAAAGGCUUCAGCUCAGGCUUUUCAAGCUGAAGGGAAAGUAUCAUCGGAUCCUGUGGCUAUUGAUGCACCUGGAGGUUUUCUAUUUGAAUGGUGGUCUGUUUUCUGGGACAUAUUCAUUGCCAGGACUAAUGAGAACCACUCAGAGGUUGCUGCAUCAUAUAUCGAGACUCAGUUGAUUAAAGCACGAGAGCAGCAGCAGCAACGGCAACCUCAGCAGCCUCAACAUCAACAGCAGCAACAACUGCAGAUGCAACAGCUUUUAUUGCAGAGGCAUGCCCAGCAGCAGCAACAACAACAACAACACCAGCAGCAACACCAGCAGCAGCAGCAGCAGCAACAACAGCAACAACAGCAACAGCAGCCGCCACCGCAGCAGCCUCAGCAGGCGCAGCAACCCCAGCAGCGAAGGGAUGGGUCUCAUCUCCUAAAUGGCAAUUCAAAUGGACUUGUCGGAAAUGAUUCUCUCAUACGUCAGCCUGCUGGAACUGCGAAUGCCAUGGCGACUAAGAUGUACGAAGAAAGAUUAAAAUUGCCACUUCAAAGGGAUCCUUUGGAUGAUGCAGCUAUGAAGCAAAGGUAUGAAGACAAUGUUGGCCAACUCUUGGAUCCAAAUCAUGCCUCAAUAUUGAAGCCUGCGGCAGCGAAUGGCCAGUCUUCUGGGCAAGUGUUGCACAGUACAGCUGGUGGUAUGUCUCCACAAGUUCAAGCUCGAAGUCAACAAUUGCCAGGAACAACACCGGAUAUCAAGAGCGAGAUAAAUCCAGUAUUGAACCCUAGUGCCGCUGGUCCUGAUGGAUCUUUAAUAGGAAUUCCAGGGUCAAAUCAAGGUGGUAAUAAUCUAACUUUGAAAGGAUGGCCAUUAACAGGACUGGACCAAUUGCGCACUGGGUUACUUCAGCAGCAAAAGCCUUUUAUACAGGCUCCUCAGCCCUUUCAUCAACUUCAAAUGUUGACACCACAGCAUCAGCAGCAACUCAUGCUUGCUCAGCAGAAUCUGACAUCACCUUCUGGCAGUGAUGAUAAUAGAAGAUUGAGAAUGCUGUUGAAUAAUAAUCGGACCAUGGGCCUUGGGAAGGAUGGUCUUCCUAAUUCUAUCGGUGAUGCGGUUCCAAAUUUAUCAUCUUUGCAGGCAGGCAGUCCACUCAUGCCUCGGGGAGAUACAGAUAUGCUAAUGAAGUUAAAAUUAGCACAAUUGCAUCAGCAGCAGAACAAUAACUUGCAGCAGCAACAGCUUCUGAAUCAGCAGUCACAGAAUUCUAAUCCUAGUUUACAUCAGCAAGAUAAAGCUGGUGGAGGUGGAAGUGUCAGUGAUGGGAGCAUGUCAAACUCAUUUCGAGGGAAUGAUCAGGUUUCAAAAAACCAGAAUGGGAGAAAGAGAAAACAACCGGUGUCUUCUUCAGGCCCUGCAAAUAGCUCAGGGACAGCAAACACAGCUGGACCCUCCCCUAGUUCAGCACCUUCUACACCAUCAACACACACUCCUGGAGAUGUGAUUUCAAUGCCUACUCUUCCUCAUAGCGGCAGUUCUUCGAAGCCUAUGAUGAUGUUUGGCGCUGAUGGUGCCGGCACACUUGCAUCACCUUCGAAUCAGUUGGCUGAAAUGGAUCGAUUUGUGGAGGAUGGGUCUCUUGAUGAUAACGUUGAGUCUUUUUUAUCCCAUGAUGAUACAGAUCCUAGGGAUGCUGUUGGCCGAUGUAUGGAUUUAACUAAAGGUUUCACGUUUAUGGAAGUAAAUUCUGUUCGAGCAAGCAGUAGCAAAGUUACUUGCUGUCAUUUCUCAUCAGAUGGAAAGUUGCUUGCUACUGGUGGCCAUGAUAAAAAGGCUGUAUUAUGGUACACGGACACUUUGAAGCCAAAGUCUACGCUUGAAGAACAUUCAUGUUUGAUUACCGAUGUUCGUUUCAGUCCAAGCAUGUCACGCCUUGCAACAUCUUCAUUUGACAAAACUGUCAGAGUUUGGGAUGCUGACAGUCCUGGUUAUUCGCUUCGUACAUUUAUGGGACAUUCAGGUAACGUUAUGUCACUUGACUUCCAUCCAACUAAGGAUGAUCUUAUCUGCUCUUGUGAUGGUGACGGUGAAAUACGAUAUUGGAGUAUCAACAAUGGGAACUGUGCAAGAGCUUUCAAGGGUGGUGCGGCCCCUGGGACUGCUCAACUGAGAUUUCAACCUCGCCUCGGAAAAUAUCUUGCGGCAGCUGCUGAGAAUGUUGUAUCUAUACUGGACACAGAGACUCAAACUUGCCGACACUCAUUACAGGGACAUACUAAAUUGAUCCAUUCUGUAUGCUGGGACCCUUCAGGUGAGCUUCUAGCAUCUGUUAGCGAGGACUCAGUCCGAGUUUGGUCUUUCGGAUCGGGCAGUGAAGGGGAAUGUGUUUAUGAAUUGAGCUGUAAUGGCAACAAGUUUCACUCGUUUUUCCAUCCUACAUUUCAAUCGUUGCUCGUUAUUGGUUGUUACCAGUCUUUGGAGCUAUGGAAUAUGUUGGAGAAUAAGACCGUGGCUUUGUCGGCUCAUGAAGGACUCAUAGCUGCAUUGGCCGUAUCACCGGUGACGAGGCUGGUUUCGUCCGCAAGUCAUGACAAGUUUGUUAAACUCUGGAAGUGAUACAAUUGCUAGCCAGAUUUCCCAACACGUUCGGUAACGAUUCUUAGCCUAUGGUUGUUCUGGUUGCCCGAUGUGUCCGUUUUUGUGGUUUGCCCCGGUACCCUGAACCCUAGUAACUAACCUUGCUGUUGAAUGCACGUUAUGUACCUCGUAUCUUUAACUUGAACACUCUUGCUGUUCAUUCACCUCCGUGUUUUGAUUUUUGCUGGUACGGAUU
This is a messenger RNA of Hibiscus syriacus, 3140 nucleotides long. RefSeq names its product transcriptional corepressor LEUNIG-like. Gene Ontology annotation, cellular component: nucleus. The record is from RefSeq and is a predicted model, not a curated record. Gene Ontology annotation, molecular function: protein binding. NCBI's taxonomy places the organism in Eukaryota, Viridiplantae, Streptophyta, Magnoliopsida, Malvales, Malvaceae.